UUCUCUUCUGUUGUUUACGGUAACUGAGUGCGAGUGCGUGUGGCUUGUGUUGGUUUUGUGAUUGUCACAACUGUAGCACGCGAGCGUACUGCAUUCAAGGCAGCAGCAGCAAACAACAGAUUGUCUGCGAUAUAAGAUCUCUGUAGAUGCAUGUUGGAAUGUGUAUCUGAGUAUUUACCGGAAGACGCUGGACCAUAUGUUCAGAGAGUGGGAUUUUAAAUUCUGCGUCCAACUCUAUUGACUAGAAUCCCUCUGACAGCUCAUUGAAGUGCCUGCUUUCCUCUGCUGCCAUGACCUCCACACCACCACCUCUUAUGAAGAAGCACAGUCAGACUGAUCUUGUGAGUCGCCUCAAGUCCCGCAAGGUUCUGGGUGUCGGCGGGGAGGAUGAUGACGGAGAGGUGCACAGAUCAAAGAUCAGUCAGAUGUUGGGUAAUGAGAUGAAGUUUGCUGUACGUGAGCCCACUGGUCUCCGGAUUUGGCUCCUCAUCUCUGCAGUGCUGUUCACAUCGACAUCCUUAAUGGCCCUGGCUUUCCCCAACCAGCUCUAUGAGAUAAUAUUUGAGCUCACCACCACCAGGAUCUCCAUCAGGCUCUUCGGCGGAGCCCUUCUAUGUAUCUCAUUAAUCAUGUGGAAUGGCUUGUACACAGCGGAAAAGGUCAUCAUUCAAUGGACGCUACUUACAGAAGCGUGUUACUUUGGGGUACAAUUUCUAGUGACAUCCAUCACUCUCUUGGAGAUGGGCACAAUGUGCAACGGUGCAAUCAUUCUUCUUGUUAGUGAAGCCUUCUUCCUCUCCAUCACCUUGAGUUACUAUCAUCACCUUGGCCGGCGAACCAAAAAGAUGUGAGGGAGGCCAGCUACCAUGUGUUCAC
This is a messenger RNA of Rhinichthys klamathensis goyatoka, 876 nucleotides long. RefSeq names its product tumor protein p53 inducible protein 11a (gene tp53i11a). Lineage: Eukaryota; Metazoa; Chordata; Actinopteri; Cypriniformes; Leuciscidae. The record is from RefSeq and is a predicted model, not a curated record. The transcript has 8 exons. Bases 291 to 851 code for a protein of 186 amino acids.